Molecule: messenger RNA, 3022 nt
Organism: Myotis myotis
Lineage: Eukaryota; Metazoa; Chordata; Mammalia; Chiroptera; Vespertilionidae
Gene: VIPR1
Product: vasoactive intestinal peptide receptor 1
Exons: 14
Coding region: 292-1824 (510 amino acids)
Biological process (GO): cell surface receptor signaling pathway; adenylate cyclase-modulating G protein-coupled receptor signaling pathway
Cellular component (GO): plasma membrane
Molecular function (GO): vasoactive intestinal polypeptide receptor activity; peptide hormone binding; G protein-coupled peptide receptor activity
Source: RefSeq, a predicted model, not a curated record
CGCACAGACCCGGGACUGGCAGAGGGAACCCGGGGACACCCGACUCGCCGGGUGCCCCAGCCCCGCCCACACCUGCGCGGCGGCCACGCCCCUGCCGAGCCAUUGGCUGCACGCGCCGCCCGUCAGGCGAGCCCCCGGGUCCCGCCCCCAGCCCCGAGCAGCGUCUCUUUGCGCGGGGCCCUCGAGCCAGCGUCACUCAGCCCGGUUCCCGCCGUCGACCGCGGUGCGCCGCCCGCCCGCCCGCCCGCCCGUUGCCGGCGCGGGGCCGCCCGGCUCGGCUCUGGGCGGACCAUGCGCCCCCGGCGCCCGCUGCCCCCGGCCCUGCGGCUCUGCCUGCUGGCGGGCGCCCUCGCCUGCGCCCUCCGCCCCGCGAGCGGCUGGGACUGGGCCAAUGUGAGGGAUAUGUGUGACUACCUGCAAAUGAUCAAGGCGGAGCACAGGCAGUGCCUGGAGGAGGCCGAGCUGGAAAAUGAAACAGCAGGCUGCAGCAAGAUGUGGGACAACAUCACCUGCUGGCCAGCCACCCCUCGGGGCCAGGUGGUCGUCAUGGCCUGUCCCCUCAUCUACAGUUUAUUCUACUCUCUUCAAGGCCACAACGUGAGCCGCAGAUGUACAGACGAGGGCUGGACAGAACUGGAGCCUAGCCCCUACCCCAUUGCCUGUGUCACAGAACCAUUUUUGGAAGAGCAUCAGAAUAGGUUCUACAUUUCCUUGAAGACUGGCUACACCAUCGGCUACGGCCUGUCCCUCACCUCCCUUCUGGUCGCCAUGGCCAUCUUGAGCCUGUUCAGGAAGCUCCACUGCACACGGAACUACAUCCACAUGCACCUCUUCAUGUCCUUCAUCCUGAGGGCAGCCUCCGUCUUCAUCAAGGACCUGAUCCUCUUCAACAGCAGCCCGUCAGAAGACUGCUCCGAGUCCUGGGUGGGCUGUAAGGCCGCUGUGGUCUUAUUCCAAUACUGUGUCAUGACCAACUUCUUCUGGCUGCUGGUGGAGGGCCUGUACCUGCACACCCUGCUUGUAGUCUCCUUCUUCUCCGAGCGGAAGUACUUCUGGGGGUACAUGCUCAUCGGCUGGGGGGUGCCCAGCACAUUCACCGUGGUGUGGACCAUCACCAAGAUCUAUUUUGAGGAUUAUGGAUGCUGGGACACCAUCAGUACCUCACGAUUGUGGUGGAUCCUAAAGGCCCCCGUCCUCACCUCCAUCUUGGUGAACUUCAUCCUAUUUAUUCGCAUCAUCCGAAUCCUGGUUCAGAAACUGCAGACCCCAAAUGUCAGGAAGAGUGACAAAAGCCCGUACUCAGUCACCAAAAGCCACGUUGCUCUUGCCCACCUCUACCCCAUGGCCUGGCUCAGUCCACAAGUGUCCUCUGCCCCAGCCCCACCGGUCCAGGCUCAUGAGUCCCACGUCUGCUUCUCCUGCAGUCACCUUCCCUGGCAGGUGAUCGGACCCAGGAGGCUGGCCAAGUCCACCCUGCUGCUGAUCCCCCUGUUUGGGAUACACUACACUGUGUUUGCCUUCUUCCCCGACAACUUCAACGCUGAAGUGAAAAUGAUCUUUGAUCUCGUCAUGGGGUCUUUCCAGGGUUUUCUGGUGGCUGUCCUCUACUGCUUCCUCAAUGGCGAGGUGCAGGCAGAGCUGCGGCGGAAGUGGCGGCGCUGGGACCUACAGGGCGUCUUGGGCCUGGGCCCCAAAUACCAGCACCCACCCGGCGGCAGCAGCAGCAACGGGGUGACCUGCAGCACACAGGUCUCCUUGCUGACCCGCGUCAGCCCGGGCGCGCGCCGCUCCUCCAGCUUCCAGGCCGAGGACUCCCUGGUCUGACCGCCAGGCACCCAGGGGCGCAGGGAGGCUCCACCUGCCCGCACCCACCCACCCGCCCUCCCGGGCGACACUGGGGACAGAGGCCUACCGGGGCGAGUAGCCCCAGCCCUGGGCUCGGAGGCCGUCCUGGCCCCCAGGUCACUGUCCAGAAGCUCUGGCGCCGGCCUGGGGAGAGGGAGGCGCUUCUAAGCAAGCCGGAGCCCCCAGAGGUGCACCCUGGAAGGUGUGGGGUGGAGCUCAGUCAUCAGACUCCGCCCCCAAAGGCUCUCUCCCAAUCAAUGGAAGGAAAUUUGCAUACUCAAGUGACUCCGCCCCCCCUCGUGACCAGUCCAGGAAGGCAACCACCCAGGCCAGACAAUACAGUGGGAACAUGGUUGAUAAAGGCCUUGCACUCCCCGAUCCCCAAAGGUCCCCCGACACCACCACCUCAUCAGUGCCUGAAGUUCCAACCUUGCUGUCAGCUUCCUUUGGAUUAAGUAUCACCAUUCAGGCAUCUCUCUGAGGAUGCGGUCCCCUCCCCCAGUGCCCUCUUAGCUGCCAAGUCCUGGAGGUAAGCGAUGCAAUUGUGAUACGGAGUUUUGGUUUGGGGAGCACAGCUGUCUUCAGAGUCUCUGCCGAAGUGGGGUGGUCCCAGGAUGAUGGCAACAUUUCGAGGGGCUGCCACCAACCGUACCCAUCCCUAUGGGUUGUUGGAGCUGCCCUCAGCUGCCUACCUACAAGCCAGCUGUGAGAACUAGGCUCAGAGAUGUGCACUCGUGGGUCCCUCAGUCCUCACAUCAACCCAGCAAGGUGGGAAUGACUGUCCCUGUUUCACAGGUCGGGAAGCGGAGCCUCACAGAGCAGGUACCUGGCCUUGUCAUGCAGCAGGAUUUGAACUCAGAUCUGGCUGACAGGAAAGGGAAAGCACAGACUUCUUACUGCUGCCUUUUAUAUCUUAUAACAUGCUGGAUCCUCUUGUUAUUUGUUUCACCACUCGUCGUUAUUGCCACCAUCCCUGUAACCGCAACCACAUCCCACCUGACCCUCCCUGGCGUGUGGCUGUCGCUGAGGAGUCCUCUGGCCCAUGUGUCAUCUACACAACAGCCUGGUGGUCAUGGCAUCGUGUGUCUGCUCUGCACCUCUGUGGUCCCAUGGCUUCCUGCCCACACCACAGCCGGAAGACCCUCAUUUGUGCAAUAAUAAAUGUUGUGUAGGAUUG